Molecule: messenger RNA, 501 nt
Organism: Durusdinium trenchii
Lineage: Eukaryota; Dinophyceae; Suessiales; Symbiodiniaceae
Source: the annotation of a GenBank genome assembly
AUGGUGGCCACCAAUGCUUUGCCAGAUACGGGCAACUUCGUGAAACCGGCCUCGAGGAUCGAGAAGCAGUUGGGCUUGGAAGACAAGGAGAACUGGAUCACCGCCGACGAACUGCAGCAGAUCUCAGCCUUGGCCGAUGACAUGACCAAGCAGCUGAACUCCUAUUCAGGACACCUGGAUCAUGCACAGAGUGGCCUGGCACAGAAGGCGCAGAGUCAAGAGGCCGCCAUGCGUGAGUUGGUGGAGACAAGACAGCGACAGGAGGCCUUUAUGCAGCAGACGUUGGGGCAUGGUGACUUUCAUCCCGAACAGUAUAUGGCACAGGCCGCACAACAAGGAUAUCACGGAUACCAGGGAUAUCCUCAAGGCCCACCAGCUAUGUAUGGCAUGAACCCGCAACAGAUGCCGCAAGAUCGACAGGAGAGGAAGAGUGGAACUGGACCGAUGGCGAGUGUGAGUCUUGCAGGUCUCGCCCUGCGCGCCAUGCUGUGGCUUCAGUAG